Molecule: messenger RNA, 2246 nt
Organism: Synchiropus splendidus (mandarinfish)
Lineage: Eukaryota; Metazoa; Chordata; Actinopteri; Syngnathiformes; Callionymidae
Product: ubiquitin carboxyl-terminal hydrolase 47-like
Exons: 8
Coding region: 60-1154 (364 amino acids)
Biological process (GO): protein deubiquitination
Cellular component (GO): cytosol; nucleus
Molecular function (GO): cysteine-type endopeptidase activity; cysteine-type deubiquitinase activity
Source: RefSeq, a predicted model, not a curated record
CAGUAGGGAGGGCUGAAAAGUCUGUCACUCUGUGAGGAGCUGUCUGUCGCAUCGGGACAAUGGACAGAAAGGUCAAGCCUCGGGAUGAUACGAGCUCUGCAGCGGUCCGGUACAAUGGUCUGCGAAACCCAUCCAGAACAUAUUGUUAUUUGAACUGUAUUCUGCAGCCUCUGUUCAUGACCAGAGAAUUCAGAGAUGCGGUGAAAAGCACUGCAGCUGAACGCCCAGAAUACAUUGACAAAGAACUGGCGUCGCUCUUUGAAAAGCUGGAGGAGGAUACGAGCUCGCCAUCAGACAUCAUCACCAAACUGGGCGUUGAUUCUGUCACCCAACAACAGGAUGCUGCUGAGUACUUGGAGCAGAUUUUAAGUCUCACCAGUCCCACAGCCUCUCAGGUAAAAAUACUUGCCCUCGCCUUUUGUGUCUGCUCAAAUAAUAAUUGCUUUUCAAAAUUGAAACAGAUUUUCCGUGGUCAGUUGAGCAGAACAAUUACAUGCUCCACGUGCCAAACAGAAACAGGGAACGAUGGGCCAUUUUGGCUGCUCCACAUUGAGAUGCGGAAUUCCAAAAGCUUGAAAAAAGCUUUUGAAUGUCUGUUCAGGCGCCUUAAACUAAAAAAAGAAAACCAGGUCUACUGUCAGAAGUGUGGCGUCAAGAGGGAUGCUACAAUCCGAGCCCAUGUCAGCAGUUAUCCAAACGUGUUGAUGCUGCUGUUGAAGAGGUUGGAGACCGAACACUUGAUGAAGUCCAAGUGUGGCUGCUUCAGUGUGUACAAGACUCAAAACUGCAGGAACAAUGACCCCCAUGUGAAGGCUCCCCUGAAAUUAAAAAGAGAGGGUCAUCAUUAUGAGCUGUAUGGAUUUGUGCAGCAUUUCGGGAACCUGGCUGGUGGGCACUACACUGCCACCAUCAAAGCUCAUGACCGAUGGUUCACGUUCAAUGAUGAAAAUGUUUAUCGUGACGUGCUGGACUGCCAAAGAGACUAUGUCACACUACGAAAUGCUUAUCUGCUGUUUUACCAAAAAAAGCAAUACAAUCGAAAGCAAGACAGUCAUUGGUGUUUGGGUAUUUCGAACGAGUGUGGCUGUUUUGUCACACGCUUGAAACUCAAUACAGACACCGAAGAGGAAGGAAGAGGACAAGAGGAUUGCUGAGAUCCAUCAGGAUUUCCCAUGACUCUACAGAAGCUACUAUCACUAGUCCCCAGAGGACAAAGAACGCAGAAACCAGCAAAACCCAACCUGAAGAUUGGAGGCUGUCGGGCAACACAGAGGAUCCACCGAAUCCAACGAGUAACAGUCAGAAGUAAAACAAAACCAGUGUCAGGAUGGAAACAAUCUGGGCACAGAAUGGCUUCUCAUAGUGAAAAUAGUUGUGACGUUGGCAGAUAGGAGGAUUACAUUUCUUAUGUGUCGACAAAUUCACAGAGAACAGAAAUUUGUUUAGACGACACAUCAAAGACAGAAAGGAACAGAGCGUGGAUAGGUCUGGUGGAGUCGAGGAACAGCAGUGAAAGAAAUGGACAGACUGACCCACAAAAUCAAAGUUGCUUUUUCAGCAGUUAUUGUCUUGACUUGUGAAAAAAGAAAAUGCCAAUAUUACUUUAAUCACUCUUUGGCUUUUAGUUUACAUACGACACGACGAAGAGCAGCAAAACACUACAUCGUUAUACUGUAAAACCGGUUGUUGGCUAACGCAUCCUCAAUGCCGUUUUAAUUUCUGAAUGCACUUUUAGAUGUUCAUGUUGUAGGACUUAAAGGGUCUUAAUGUUAGUGAUUUCCAGGUAAGAUGUGUCACGGUUAUAUUAGAUUGCUAUUCUUGUGGUGUAUAUUGUGACACUGAUUUUGACUCCACAGUGGAUAAGAUAUUUUCAAUUUUUUCCCUUGUCUGUGUCUUUCCUAAUUAUGAGUUCAUAUGAAAAAGGUGUCAAUGAAUUUUAAGAUAUUUCUGACUUACUAUAUAAUUUUCACCCCAAUGGCCCCUGCUUUUAUGUCUUAACAUGGCAGCAUAUCAAAUCUUACGAUGAAGAAUAAGAAAGUGCUUCACAUUCAUCUAUACCUGAGAGCAACCCGGUUUUCUCAAGAAAACAUGUUAAUUCAAAGUGAUGAUGAUUUUCUUCUUGUGAAGUGAAACAUGCUGACUUAAUUCUGCAUGUAUCUCACUUAAAUGAACGAUCAUAAACAUUUUCAAACCUAUGUAAGUUGUUGUUGUGCUCCAAAUGAGUAGGUGAAUUCUACUGGUUUGUA